Messenger RNA from Daphnia pulex (common water flea), 927 nucleotides. Its product is annotated as group XIIA secretory phospholipase A2-like. Gene Ontology annotation, cellular component: extracellular region. Gene Ontology annotation, molecular function: A2-type glycerophospholipase activity; calcium ion binding. The coding region runs from base 148 to 813 and encodes 221 amino acids. NCBI's taxonomy places the organism in Eukaryota, Metazoa, Arthropoda, Branchiopoda, Diplostraca, Daphniidae. The transcript has 4 exons. The record is from RefSeq and is a predicted model, not a curated record. Gene Ontology annotation, biological process: arachidonate secretion; phospholipid metabolic process; lipid catabolic process.
UUCUAUCAAUAUAUAGGGAAGGUUCGAAGGGGCGGGCGGAGUGCACCGUUUACUUCUUAGUGAAAUAAAAUACCGGACUGUAGUUGUGUAACCUGCAAAUUGUCUGGAAUUCUCUCAGAGUUAUCGUCCCAUAUCGGACGAUGUACGAUGAAGAAUUCACAUGUAGCCAUCAUACUAGUAACUUUAUUUUUCCUGGAUGGUUGGUGGACCGGAAUACUUAGAUGGAUUAUCUUCAAAAUGAUGUCUACUGGAAUUAUUGGUGCUACUUUCAGUACUCUUGUAGAUUUUUGCGCUUAUCACCCAAAGAUCUGGGAAUCCUCAAUCAAUCUUUUGUCACAGCCUUCCAGUUCUGAAUUGAAGUUUGAUUGCCCACCUGGAUUUAUAGCAGCGCCAAACCAAAGUCAUUUCCCGACUAGUAAUGGCUGUGGAGCUGAUGGACUCAAAAUAGACGUUGAAUGUUUGCCAUAUAAAGACCAAGAGCUAUGCUGCAACACUCACGAUAUGUGUUACGAUAAAUGCCACAUCAUUUCGUCAAUGGAAGCUGACGUGCACCGAGGCCAAUGCGAUAAAGAAUUUAAAAACUGUUUGAUAAAAAUUUGUUCAUUUAAAAGCUGGCAGCGGUACUUGAUUUGCCCAUUUCGCAUCGUACUUACUAAUAAAUUCUGGAAUGAGAACUGCGAGCAGCCUUUAAUCGAUGAUCGGGAGAAAAAGUGCGAAGCAUCUGUUGAAGUUCUUUAUCAAUCCGUCCAUGGUUGGGGAUUUAGUGCUUACUUAAAGGCUCAAUCACAAGCUUGCGUCUGCGUCCCCGGUUGAAAACACAAACACAAAUGAUUUCGUAAUUUUAAUGAUGUCUUUCAUAAUUUAUUUUCAUGAUUUCGUAUUUUGCAUAUUUACUGCCUAGAAUACAGACAACAAAUUGAAAAAUAA